Molecule: messenger RNA, 816 nt
Organism: Mytilinidion resinicola
Lineage: Eukaryota; Fungi; Ascomycota; Dothideomycetes; Mytilinidiales; Mytilinidiaceae
Exons: 1
Coding region: 85-537 (150 amino acids)
Source: RefSeq, a predicted model, not a curated record
GCCAAGCGCUCCGCCAGCAUCCCACGCGCCUCAGCGCAAGCCAACGUGGAACCCUCCAGGAUCUGCGGCGCAGAUCCGCUCGCCAUGUGUGAGAACAGACGCCGCCCUGUCACCCCCCGGUCCUGGUGUCGUGCUAGUCCCAGCACACCUUUCGUCUGCCGCCUCCCAAAACGGUGCACAUCAAACCGCGCACCCUCCCUCUUGCAAGCACCGCGCAGUUGGACGGCCGGCCCUAGUUCUUGUGCCCGUCCUCCCCGUCCUGGCUCAGCGCACCUGCGUCGUUACAGCCUUUGGAGCGCCAAGGCUCGGACCAUUCCAUGGGCUGCACCUGGACAGUAUGCACACCGUUCCCAAACGAGCCAGCACUCAGGACCUCUGCGGCUGCGAGAGGCGUACUACUUAUGGGCCGGCCCGCCACCGCUGCUUGUAUCCUGCUAUCAAAAAAGCAACUCCAGCCCGCCCGUCUUUCCACCUUCCGCUACCAUCACUAGUUCCUCUUUCUCUACCAUCUCCUCCAAGGUUCUGCCCGUUCUCUGACAUCACUGGCCACCAGCGGGAUGUGCGAUUACACUCAAGUACACUACAAAUGCACCCAUCUCCGCUACACUGUCCGGGCAUGGUGUACCAAGUAUCAGGAGACGCAUAAACGAUGUCCCGCCAAUGUUGUUGCAAUGUAAGAGCCCCCGAGGCAGCCAGCUCGAUUCCCGCGGAAAGCCAGCACACAUCUGACGCACACGCAGAGAAUACCGGCUCGACGAGAACUGUGGUGCGUGAGGACUGUUUUAUCUACUUGAGGGACGACGUCAUGGACUGACC